This is a messenger RNA of Salvelinus fontinalis (brook trout), 5762 nucleotides long. RefSeq names its product protein phosphatase 1 regulatory subunit 3E. Gene Ontology annotation, biological process: regulation of glycogen biosynthetic process. Lineage: Eukaryota; Metazoa; Chordata; Actinopteri; Salmoniformes; Salmonidae. Bases 98 to 1021 code for a protein of 307 amino acids. The record is from RefSeq and is a predicted model, not a curated record. Gene Ontology annotation, molecular function: protein phosphatase 1 binding; glycogen binding. The transcript has a single exon. Gene Ontology annotation, cellular component: protein phosphatase type 1 complex.
UAUCCGUGUGCUUAUCUCUGACACCUAACGGCUUGUUCCUUUCUCAGUGCCUCUGAUCACGACCACUUCGACCAAAGACAAGCGACUCUCCCGCUUUAUGGAAACCGAGGCUGUGCGUUCUGUUGUGGUCAUGCUGCCUCCCAAGAACUGCCUCCCGAGGAACUACAGCUGCAUAGCUGGGUUGUUCGGGAGCUUGGCAGCAGACCCGAGACUAGAAGACGAAGAGGGGAUGGAGCUGAACGGAACAAGCGAGCCCAUCGAGAUGCACCAUGUGGUGGAUGAGAGACCAAGAGGCCGGGAAUCCUUCCUCAAACCGCCGCAGAGUCCGAACCUGCGCCGGAGGUGCAAGUCUCUGCCGACCCCCAUAGAGAGAGCGAAGCUUGAGAUCUCCCGCAGCCGGAGUCCCUGCAGCAAGAAAAAGGUCCGUUUCGCCGACUCUCUGGGUCUGGAGCUCACCUCUGUGAAGCACUUCAAUGACACAGACAUGCCCGAUGUGCCGGAGCGCAUAAUGGCCAGAUUCGACAGGGGUCCCCUCCAUCUGAACCCCUUUGACAAGUUCCCCAGGGCACCGACCACCCAGUCAAGUUUUAUGGAGUUGCAAUUCAAGAACCCCGGGACCCUGCCAGGCUUUACUGAGAAAGUGAAAGAAGUGAAAGUGUUGUUGGAGUGUGCUGAAGCCGACGAGUUCAGUCUGUCGGGCGUCGUGCGGGUUUUGAACAUGGCUUUCGAGAAAAGUGUCUAUUUGAGGUUCUCAAUCAACAACUGGAUAACCUUCAUGGACAGUCUGGCAUCAUAUAUCCCAGAAUCAAGCGACGGCGUGACAGACAAAUUCUCCUUUAAGAUAAUCACCCCAACAACGUUUCUGGAGAGCGGAGGCACAUUCCAGUUUGCCAUUAGAUACUGUGUUGGUGGAGAUGAGUAUUGGGACAAUAAUAACGGGGUCAACUACAAAGUGCGACGCCACAGGUUUAAGAUUUCUCCACCCCGUGAGUGGGAGGAUGGCUGGAUUCACUUCAUCUAACCUGCAUGCGUCCUUGGCGUUUUCACCCGCGCACUGUGUGUGUAAAGCAAGCAAUCUCUCCACGGGCACCGCUUUACCAUAAUGAAGAAUAGGGCUACCAUAGGCUAUAGCCUCUACACAUUGUGUUAAUAAUCCAACCGCCGUGUAAAGCUGUACACUCAGUCAUUUUUUACAUUGUUUGGGUUGGUUUUUUUCACCACCGUCACAAUGGGUUUGUUUCAUGUCAUUAUGUUUGACAGAUUUGACAGGAUUGAAAGACGAGCCCUUCAUUAUGUGUCAGGCGCGGGAGGUAAAUCUGCUGUAUGAUAAUUAGCCUUGGUGUUGGGAGCUAUGUAGUCCUGUGCCCUUUGGUGUGGCACAACUAUACUCUUAUGUAAUGACACGUGCCAUUGAAAACGUGCCAGGAAUAUACCCCAUUUAAGAAUCACUAUCCCUCUAAAACGCAGCGGUAAUCGAUUCAAUCCCCACCUUUGACUAUUUUAUUAAACAUCUUGUGCGAUGUCUUAACUGUCAACGACUGCUUAUACAAAAAUGGAGGAAAAUGGUUAUGAAAAAUACUAAGACAGCUUCCCGCCCGUCUUCUCUUUGUUUAUUUCCGAUAGCAUGGGACAGCUCACGUGCAUCCCCCUGUGUACCUGUUAUGCCGGAUUUCAAUCCGAUUCUCUCUCAUCUGAAAACUCAAGCGGAUGGGGCAGGCCGAAGCUCAGUCACAACAAUAUUCGCACUGGACCAACAAAGGAAAUAUCAAAUUGUAAUUUAUCUUACCAAUUCCUCAUCUUUUCAUCUUCUUGGAUAUGCCUUAUAAUACCCCUUAUAACUAACGGGGAACGCUGCUUUGCUUUUAUCCUGAUCAAUAUUGGUAUAUUGGUAUCAAUAUUGGGUGUAUUCAGUUUUAUAACUAUUUGAACAUGAAUAUUUCAAUGUUGGGGAAAUGAUUAAACCCUCUCUAUAGCACUGCUCAACGAGAUGAUGUUAGAAAAAGGAAAUCAUCUCACGAGCCUUGUUCGCUGGUUAUAAAUGCACCAGAAUGUUUUCUCCAGAGGAUGGUAACCAAUAGCAGGAGAGUAGACUGGGUCAGAGUGGAGCAGUAGGCUAGCCUAUUAGGAUGCUCUGGUAUGACCCCAAACAUGUUACAUAAUAAUAUGUGGAUCUUUACCACUCUCAAAUGCCAUAUACAUUAUUUUAAACUAGAGGACAUGUAUAUUUGACAAAAAAACUAUUGUACAGAACAUUUUGUUCAGGAUCUUAUACUAGAUUGUUCUCUGCAGUGCAGUCUGCAUAUGUCUAAUUGAUUUCCAGCACCACUAAUCACAGAUCUGCCUAAACUUAAUGGCAUUACAGGUGAUAUUAUACAACAUUGCUGUUGUGACACUCUUGAUCUCAACCAGUCACAAUAUUUCACCAGGUGUCUUGUUGUAAACAAUAGUUGAGGAUAGCUCUAACCCUAAGGUCCACUGCAGAGUCAGUCACCACUGCCUCACCCAUACAGUAUCUCUACCUUCUUCAAGGUUGAGCUUUAAGGACAAAAUCCACAUGGAUAUUACUCCAUUUUAUAACUGUUAUUACACAAUGAUAACUUACAGAGACAGAUACUGUUGGACUUUUGUUUCUGUUCCUUGUUGUGCUUGAAAUGCAACUGUUGCUGUUGAAAAUUAUACAUUUACCUCAGAUCGUUUCUAGAGUGCGGACCUGACGAUCUUCCAAAAAAUCCAGGUUUUUCUCCUUUUAUUCAGGUUGAACAAAACAAAACAUUAUUUUUUUAUGAAAUACAGUAGAACCAAAAUAGUCAAACUCAUGCCAUUUUUAAAACACGCCCAGUCCAGUAAAACAGUAGCAUUUCAUUGUCAGUAUUUUGUAAAUAACUUCCACUGUGCAAUGUUGUAUUUUACAGUGGAACUAUGGUGAUGACAGCAUCUGAACUACUUUUAGGGAUUUCAAAGUUGUAAUGUUAGACUUGGCUGAUGAUAUAGAAAAGAGCCGUGUGUGUUUGGUAGGACUACAUAUUGUACAGUUGAUGGUAUUGCACUGGUGCUUCAUGCUGAAAUCAUUUGUUGACACAUUGGCAUCACAUAAUGCAUGUGUCAAACUCCUUCCACUGAGGGCCGAGUGUCGGCGGGUUUUUGCUCCACCCUUGUACUUGAUUGAUUAAUUAAGGUCAAUAACUAAUAAGGAACUGCUCUCACCUGGUUGUCUUUGACACCCCUGACAUGAGGUGAGUGACCUCAUUAUGGAUGGAUGGCAAACUAAACUUAGGUUAUGUAACUCAACAGCCCACAUUACACAAACGGUUUGUCUAUUUGUGUACUGGAGGUACAGCAUGUUUACAUUCGAGUUUGUAUUUAUUUGGGUUAUAAUUUAUGGGAGUUUUCUAUGACAUGAAUGAUUGGAAUGAAUCAAUAUUUUGUUUUGAGUAGGACGCCUCUGAGAGAUCAGCAACUUGGAAUGUAUCUGUUUAGAAAAUGGAAUGCAUCUCUGAGACUAACAGAUGUAGUUAUAUAAUAUAGUUAGUUACUGUUGACUGGCUAUGGUGGUCAGUAAGAAAAGCCUGUGUUUACAUGAUCCAGGACUUGGAGGGAGCUUGGCCAGACUAUUCAACCCUUGAGAUUGAAAAUGGAAAAUAGACUACUCAUGUGACCACUGAGCAUGUCCAAAUGACUCAAACAAUUUAGCAGAGCUGUUUGGCUUAUAGCAGAGUUGUUUGGUUUCCAGAGUCCAGCGGUUGGCUCUUUCUAAUAUCUCCAUGGGAAAUCCGUAGAGCCUGGUUGGACCAAAAUAACCUCACUCAUGGUCUCACGUCCACCAUGACAUCAACCGACCUCUAGGGCUGCACAAUAUUGGCAAAAACAUCUAACAGCGAUUUAGAUUUUUAACAAAUAUGGCUAUUGCUAUUUGACGUGCGAUGAAGAUCAAAAUAUUUGGGUGAACUGUUGGAAUUAUAGAAAUAUAUUGAAUUAUAUUAAGAAGCAAAGUGGAAAGCAGCAUCGUUCUUGUUUUUGAACAAUUUGUUGACUGCAUUGACCUGACGGAACAACAUGCGCAUGUAUAGUCAAUCAUCUAACAGCGAGGGGGAGGAACUGCGCUGCUUGAGUGACAGGGGGCGAGGCUUAGUGUGUGUGCGAAGCAGCCGCAAGAGGAGAAAAAAACGGAGUUAACUCUAAAACCUAAAGUUACUCAAGGCUAAGAUGCGUUUCAAAAAUAUUGCUUAUGAUAUGGAUCUUUUACGAUAUGGAAAUUGCACAUGUCAAUAUGUGAUUUUGAUGUGAAUUCGAUUAAUUGUGCAGCCCACUCUUGAGUUAAGACAUGACCAUUGGUUGACACUGGUUGGCCUCACUGUGUUCUAGCAUGCUAGUCUGUGCAGUCAGUGAGUUCCACACACGGCAGCUGUAUCUCCACAAAGACUACUGUGGUUAACAAGAUGUCACGCCUUGUCAGAGAUUGUUUUAUGUUCUUAAGUCUGACCAAAUAUAAUGGGUAUUUUUCCUCAUGUAGCUUUUUGCUUAUGAUUUCUGUUAACUAAAUAUUCUCUCAAUAAGUGUACAUGUAGUACAGUAUGAUUUCACUCAUGAAUUGUUUCAAUCAUAACAUUUCACUUUGUAAAUAUGUGAUGGAGGUGAAGAUGUUUUAUAGGGGAAGGAUGAAAGGCUUCCAGAAGCAGACAGUAUAGGGUUUGUUAACACAAUGUAACCACGUUUUAUGAUCACUAGCUGAUGUUUAUCUGUUUUUAUGUGUCGCGUAUUGAAUGUCUUUCUGCUACCAUAUUAUGUAGUGUAAUAGCAUUUCAAAAACAGGAUUGCAAGCGGUGGAUGCAUACCCAACUCAGAACUACAAAGUAACUCCAAAUAUACAUGUACAAUAGUAAUCAAAUCAAAAAAUGAUCUGAACAAAAUAGAAUUUCAGGAAAUGUCCUUUAAAACUGCGAUACGCCACUGAACCUUAUGCCAAAAUGCGGACGGGGUCCCAGGAAUGAUAGGGUUAUUGUAUAAGGUGUAACUAAAGAUGGUUCCAUUGCCUUAUGUUUAAAGUUCAUACUGAAAUGAACACAUAAGAGGUCUAAGCUGUGAAGGGAUGUUAUGGUAGGUUGAUCAACAUGUGCUAACAGUCUCGAGCAGUCAAAUCAUACUGGACAGUAUGUACUGGGACUAAGCUGAGGGGGUCUUUAGGCUAAAGAGUUGCAUACAUGCCACUAAAGACGACAUACACUUUUGAGUAUCUGAAACGUCUGAAAGGAGUGACUAAUGAUUGUAAUAUUGAGCUACUCAAAGUUCAUAGCGCACUUUGAGUAGGAAAGUAGAAAAGCUAGGAAAAGAGGCAUGAUUUGGUUUGGUAUGCCUCUUCCGACUUUACACGUAUUCCUGUGAAUUGCUACUAACCAAGAUGUUCUCCAUGUUUCAUACACAGCCUUCUCUCUCACUGUGAAAUGUUAUACAUCUGAAAUAGUUCAAAUCAAGUUCACUUUACUCAUAUGUGGAGUGGAGGAAGUGAAUUUCCCUUGGUUUGACUUAUAUAGUUAUCAGUAUUCUUGUUUUGAACCUAUGCAAACCUUAGUACUGCAAUCCAUCAUCUGUCUGUGUUGAUGUGUCUUGGUGUCUGACGUAUUGUUUGGAGCUAAUGUUUAUCACUGUAUUCUGGCUGUUUGCAUGCACGGCGGAAGUACCCCUGUUAUUUUUAUGGUGAGUUUGUAAUCUAGCCUAUAUUUUACUAAAACAACGGCAAUAAAGGCCUUUGUGAUGGGAAAUUCAAA